AUGAUUUCUUUCUCCUCCGUCCAAUCCACUUCCGCCACCGCCGGCGCUGCCUCAACCGCAACCCCAACGGCCACACGAACCGCCCUUUUUCCUCAUUUCAAUUCCCACCAAUUGUCGUUCUCACAUCCAUCACAAACCUCUCAAUCCCACUGUUAUCCCCAUAGCCGCCAGCAGGGCCUUCGCAUCCGGGCCAUUGACGCCGCGCAGCCGUAUGAUUACGAGGCCCAUCUCGUCAACCGCUUCGCACAGUCCACCAAGCUCAAAAUCGCCGUGAUUGGGUUCGGGAACUUUGGUCAAUUCCUUGCCAAGGCAUUCAUUCGCCAGGGACAUACUGUUUUCGCGCAUUCUCGGUCAAAUUACGCCUCCAUAGCGCAAUCACUUGGCGCUGCUUUCUUUUUUGAUACUCAUGAUCUGUGUGAACAACACCCUGAUGUUAUCCUUCUCUGUACCUCUAUAAUUUCCACUGAAUCGGUACUUAGGUCUCUCCCUAUCCAACGUCUAAAGCGCAACACGCUUUUUGUUGAUGUUCUAUCUGUUAAAGAGUUUCCGAAGAAUAUUUUCCUGCAAGUUCUUCCUACCCAUUUUGAUGUUCUUUGUACUCACCCAAUGUUUGGCCCUGAAAGUGGGAAAAACGGCUGGCAAAAUUUACCCUUUGUAUUUGACAAAGUGAGGAUUGGGAAUGAAGAUUCUAGACUUGCACGCGUUGAGAAUUUCUUAGACAUUUUCAAGAAGGAAGGUUGUAGGAUGGUGGAGAUGACUUGUGCAGAGCAUGAUAAAUAUGCUGCUGGAUCACAGUUUAUCACACACACAAUGGGAAGAAUUUUGGAGAAAUUACAGUUAGAUAGCACUCCAAUCAAUACCAAAGGGUACGAGACUCUGCUGGAUUUGGUGGAAAAUACAGCCAGUGACAGCUUCGAUCUGUACUACGGUUUAUUUAUGUAUAACAAAAAUGCAAUGGAGCAAAUAGAGAGAUUGGAUUUGGCAUUUGAGGCUUUGAAGCAGGAGCUGUUUGGACAUUUGCAUGAGAGACCUUGGGGAAUCAUGAUAAUUAGGAUGGUUUCUAUUUGUAUUAGGUGCUGUAGGAAUGGUGUUGAUUCUACUGAUUGA
Fraxinus pennsylvanica is the source of this 1107-nucleotide messenger RNA. The record is from the annotation of a GenBank genome assembly. NCBI's taxonomy places the organism in Eukaryota, Viridiplantae, Streptophyta, Magnoliopsida, Lamiales, Oleaceae.